This is a messenger RNA of Penaeus monodon (black tiger shrimp), 588 nucleotides long. RefSeq names its product S-antigen protein-like. NCBI's taxonomy places the organism in Eukaryota, Metazoa, Arthropoda, Malacostraca, Decapoda, Penaeidae. The coding region runs from base 1 to 588 and encodes 195 amino acids. The transcript has a single exon. The record is from RefSeq and is a predicted model, not a curated record.
AUGGAGAGCCAAAGGCCACGGGGGGCCAAGGCCAUGGGGAGCCAAAGGCCACGGGGAGCCAAGGCCAUGGGGAGCCAAGGCCAUGGGGAGCCAAGGCCACGGGGAGCCAAGGCCAUGGGGAGCCAAGGCCACGGGGAGCCAAGGCCAUGGGGAGCCAAGGCCACGGGGAGCCAAGGCCACGGGGAGCCAAGGCCAUGGGGAGCCAAGGCCACGGGGAGCCAAGGCCACGGGGAGCCAAGGCCAUGGGGAGCCAAGGCCACGGGGAGCCAAGGGCCACGGGGAGCCAAGGCCAAGGGGGAGCCAAGGGCCACGGGGAGCCAAGGGCCACGGGGAGCCAAGGGCCACGGGGAGCCAAGGGCCACGGGGAGCCAAGGGCCACGGGGAGCCAAGGGCCAUGGGGAGCCAAGAGCCACGGGGAGCCAAGGGCCACGGGGAGCCAAGGGCCACGGGGAGCCAAGGGCCACGGGGAGCCAAGGGCCACGGGGAGCCAAGGGCCACGGGGAGCCACGCCCGCCUCGAAAGAAAAUCGGCGCCGCCUAUUGGCUGAGAAACCGGACCUUGCCUUGCCGCCGCCAAUACGAAUGGUAA